This is a messenger RNA of Paracoccidioides lutzii Pb01, 909 nucleotides long. RefSeq lists its product as hypothetical. The record is from RefSeq and is a predicted model, not a curated record. The coding region runs from base 1 to 909 and encodes 302 amino acids. The transcript has 4 exons.
AUGGCACCACAACAAAUCCUCAAGUACUUGGCCGUUGCAGCUGGCCUCCUGGCCUCCGUCUCCAUUGCACACCCUAUGAGCCUUGUCGAAGUUUGGGAGACCGUCACGGUUGUGGAAACCGUCGUGGUCACCGCCACCGACACUGUUGUGCUAGGGGAGCCGUCGACAACCCUCCCUUCUGCCUGCUACGUGAACGCCGUCUCAACUUCCACUCUCAAUCCUGCUUCGGCAUCCAGCGUGCCUUCAGCUAUCUCCUGCGAACUAUCCCGCCCAAGUUCUGCACCUACGUCUACUUCAUUACAACUGCCAGCUACAACAACUACUCAGCCUUCUCCACCAGACCCAUCCUCACAGACCUACGCCUCUGCUCCUUCUCCUCUCGGCCUUGCCGCCUCCUAUCCUUCUGCUGAACCCGUCGCUAAAAAACCCGAAACCACCUCUUCCCCAGGCAGAAAACCCUGCACAGAACAACACCCCUGCAUAGGUGACAUGACUCACUGGGGCGGUGGUCUCGGUUCAUGCGGAUUGGUAGUCAACACUCGGAAUGAAAGUGUUGUCGCUCUUCCGGCCGGGCUCAUGGGUGUACAAAGCAACGACAACCCAUUUUGCGGCCUGACUGUGACUGUCACCCAUGGGGAACAUUCACAUAAAGCUACCGUGGGUGACAAGUGCAUGGGCUGCAAUGGUCAUUCCAUUGAUGCGACCGAACUACUGUUCUUGACUGUCGCACCGAACGGCGACGGCCGUGUUCACAAUGUUACAUGGUGGAGGUUGGAGAAGUUGAAGUCGAAUGAGGAGAAACGACAUGGACUCGUUACCUUGAUAUACUGUGAUCGUCAUAUUUACCGCAUUAUCUCCUACCUCUCCACAGCUAACAGGAUAGUUGAAACAACGGCAAAGACUGAUUAA